AUGACCCUCGACUCCCUCCAGGAGCGCCUCGCGCAGCUCCAGGAGACGACGGCCCAGCUCAAGGACCUCAUCGACCGCCUCGCGACCCUGCGCUUCCAGCCGGGCUCCGUGCCCCUCGACGCCUCAGUCGCCUCCCUCGCCUCAGAUGUUAGCAUUACAACCGCUGAGGAAGGGCAGAACGCGGCCGCCGAGCUGGUCGCCGAGAUAGCGCAGGCCGUGCGCGACGGGGAGGACGACCUCGAGCUGCUGAGGGAGGACGUCGCGGCCGUGAGGGUCCCCCGGAGGGGCGCGCCCGGCGAAGACGGCGGCGGCGUUGGCGGGCGCAAGAGGGUCAGCUUGCACGAUAGCCCUGGCGGGAGCGAGGUGGAGAGGGUGAAGGGGAGGCUGGAGGACGGGGUUAGGAGGGUGGAGGGGGAGUUGAAGAGCUGCCACCUGCUCUUCCGCAAGGCCCAGCUCUCGGCCCGCCAGUCCCUCCAGCAGGCCCAGAAGCAAGAACGCGCCCUCCUCGUGGCCUCGUACGCCGCCGGCCCUCCCUCCUCCGCCGGCGGCGCAGGCAGCCCGACGACCGCCCGCUCGGCCGCCUCCUCGCCCGCGCCAUCGCUCCACCGCCGCCGGCAGCAGCAGCACAGACACCACCACCACCACAAGGACGAACAACACCACUCCUCGGCCGAGACGUCGGCGUCGGCGAGCGUGACGGCCGCCCUGCGCCAGAUGCACGCCCUGGCGGCGACCGAGGUCGCGCGCUCCGAGUUCGCGCAGCAGGCGCUCGCCGACAGCAGCGCCGCGCUCGGCGAGCUCGGCGAGCGGUACGGGGCGCUCGGCGGCGCGCUGGCGGCCAGCAGGGCCAUGGUCGGCAGGCUGCUCGGCGGGGCCAAGAGCGACACCUGGUUCCUCGAGGCGGCGCUGUGGGUGCUGUGCGCCACGGCCGGGUGGAUCCUGUUCCGGCGGCUGCUCUACGGACCGCUGUGGCUGCUCGUGUGGUGGCCUGUGCGGACGGGGUGGAGGGUUCUUGGGGGUGCCGUCGGGAUGGUCGGCGGUGGUGCCGGCGGCGAGCCGCAGCCGAGCAUGGUUGUCGUCGAUGGGGGGAGCACGAGGGUCGUCGGUAUGUUGAGCGAGGGGAGCGUGCCGACCGUUGGUGUUGCGGGCGGGGCUGGCCAGAGGGGCGGCGGCAGUAGCAGCACGAGGGAAGGGGAGGAGGAGGCGAUGGUUGACAAGGUCGGGAGGGUUGUGGAUGGGGAGGAUGAGGGCGGGAACCCGAAGAAGAGGGUUUGGGAGGAGGGGAAAGAGCAGGAGCAGCAGCAGCAGGACGAGGGUGAGCAACAGCAACAGGGAGGGAACCCCAUGAAGAGGAUGUGGGAGGAGGACAAGGAGGCUGCAAAGGCUAGGGGUGCUGCUGGAGAAGGUAGUAAGGGGAAGGAUGAGCUGUAG
This is a messenger RNA of Thyridium curvatum, 1431 nucleotides long. RefSeq lists its product as uncharacterized. The transcript is spliced from 2 exons. The record is from RefSeq and is a predicted model, not a curated record. NCBI's taxonomy places the organism in Eukaryota, Fungi, Ascomycota, Sordariomycetes, Thyridiales, Thyridiaceae. Gene Ontology annotation, cellular component: SNARE complex; endoplasmic reticulum. Gene Ontology annotation, biological process: retrograde vesicle-mediated transport, Golgi to endoplasmic reticulum. The coding region runs from base 1 to 1431 and encodes 476 amino acids. Gene Ontology annotation, molecular function: SNAP receptor activity.